CCCAAAAUUACCUUUCCGUUUGCUUACUGACCCUGAAUAGCCGGAAUAUACUAUGCAGCUCACUCCAUGGUAUAAGCUGAGCAAUGAAAAUUAUCGCAAAGGCUGGUACAUGCCCCCGAAAUUCAACCUUCCUUUCACGGGUGGCGAUGCCCUAGCGGAGUAUGACCAAAGAGUAGUACUCCGUAGGUAGACAUCCGAGGUGCUUACAUCACCACUUUAUGCUUCCACCAAGUAGGAGCGGGGGUCAAGAGUCUUGAGUCCUUACCUAGGUAUUUGCUAAAAUCAGACAACGGAUCGUCAUCUGGCCUUCCCUCGAGUGCGGUCGCGCUUGUCAGUUAUAAGGAGAGUAACUUCCCUUCCUCCAAACCUUCCCCGCCUUCUUCCUCCUUAGGCACCGUGCUACCUAGGUAGUUUUCUAGAUUCGAUUCUUUCUUUUCGCUAUCUGUUGAGGCCGAGAAGAGAAUACAAUGACCGUGGGAUCAUCCGUCGUGAGGCCUUGGCCGAAAGUGCCUGUCGGCAAUAAGGAUCAUACGCAGGCUGCCGUGGUCAUUAUUGGUGCGGGUAUCUCUGGUAUGUGCAUGGCCAUAGACCUCAUCAAGCGCAACCACUGCCAGAAUUUUAUAAUUCUGGAGAAGAGCUCUAGUGUCGGUGGAACAUGGCAUGACAACAAAUAUCCUGGAUGCUGUUGCGACGUAUGGAGUAGCCUCUACAGCUACUCUUUCGAACAGAAUCCCGACUGGACGAGAGAGUAUCCGGGGCAGGAAGAGAUUCUCGACUAUCUCCGCAAUGUUGCCAGCAAAUACAACCUCUACAAGUACAUCCGGUUCAACACUUCUGUCGACGCCGCACGAUGGGAUGAUGAGGCUUGCAAGUGGAAGGUCGACGUCAAGGUCACCGGCGGGAAGGAUUCCGAGUUCGGUCCCAGCUACACGAUCGAAACUGACUUUCUCAUCUCGGCGGUUGGCCAGUUGAACCAGCCCCGUUACCCUGAUAUUGAAGGGCUGGAUAGCUUUAAGGGCAAGGUCAUGCACUCCGCUCGCUGGGACUGGAGCUACGAUCUUCAGGGUAAGAAUAUUGGCGUCAUCGGCAACGGUGCCACUGCCGCUCAGAUCAUUCCCGAAAUCCUCCCCUUAUCCAAGUCCCUCACCGUCUACCAACGCUCCCCGAACUGGGUCAUCCCCCGUGGUGACGGCCCCGUCUCUCCUCUCCGCCGCUUCCUCUUUCGCUAUGUCCCACCUCUGCGCUGGCGUUUCCGCGCCCUCCAGAUGGACUUCCGCGAAUCAUUCCACUCCGCUGUCUUCGACGCCAAAUCUGACUUCGCCAACCAGAUCCGCCAAUGGUGUCAAAACAUGCUACAGGCUCAGGUCCCAAAUCGUCCAGACCUCUGGGAAAAGCUUCUCCCCAACUAUUCCCCAGGCUGCAAGCGCGUCAUCAUCACCGACGACUACUACCCCGCUAUCGCUGACCCCAAGACUACGUUAGAGACAGGCAGAAUCAAAGGUAUCACAGCCGCCGGCAUCGAGGUGGUCGAUGAGGCAGGCAACACCACAACGCAUGAGCAUGACCUCAUUGUGCUAGCCACUGGCUUCCGCACGGUCGAGUUUUUGCACCCCAUCAAGAUUACAGGCACUAAUGGCCGGCCCCUUGACAAGCUCUGGUCGCAAGGCCCGUCUGCCCUAUACGGUACUACUGUCCCCUACCUCCCAAACUUUGGUAUUUUUUACGGUCCCAACACGAACCUUGGCCACAACUCCAUUAUCUUGAUGAUCGAAGCCCAAUCACGGUACCUCAACACGCUUGUCGCUGCCGUCCUGGACGCGCGUAACCGCGGCGAGAGAUUGGCGCUCAUGCCUAAGGAGUCCAAGACGAAGGAGUUCAACGACAAAAUCCAGGCCAUUCUCCAGAAAUCCAGUUUUGCGGAUCCGAACUGCGGAUCUUGGUAUAAGAAUAAGGAAGGCAAGAUCACGAAUAACUGGUCCGGGACUGUUAUCGAGUACCAGAAUCUUUUGUCCAAGGUCGACUGGGAGGAUUACGAGGUUGCGGCUGGGCCUGUCAGGAAGAAGGGGGUCAGUGCUAGUAGAGUGGUGUUUGGCUCGGGCAAGAAGGAGACCAAGAUUGGCAGGGUGAAGGAGGAGACGAGUGUGAGUAAUUUUGGAUUAGUCAUGGGAGCAUUGAGUGUGGCGGCGGUAGCGGGUGCGUGGUUGUGUAGGGGAAAUUUGCCUAAGAGGUUGGGGUGGUCUUAGGAUGGCAGAGUAGGUUUAUGCGCCCUCACAGCAUCAACUCUCUGGAGCCGGACAUUGCCGCCAGAUAAGAAAAUUUGAGGUCCGUACUGCCACAAAGGGAAUGGCUACAGCACUUUAGGGCGACUGGCUGAGCUUUUUAUGCUCACUGUCCCUUUGACGAUGGAUUUUGGCCAAUAUGAUGCAAGCUGUGGGAACCGACCUAAUUUCUUCAGCUGCUAGUGAAUGUGUAUGCUGUACGGCAUUGAUUUAAUUCAU
Westerdykella ornata is the source of this 2498-nucleotide messenger RNA. Its product is annotated as flavin-binding monooxygenase-like protein. The record is from RefSeq and is a predicted model, not a curated record. NCBI's taxonomy places the organism in Eukaryota, Fungi, Ascomycota, Dothideomycetes, Pleosporales, Sporormiaceae. Gene Ontology annotation, molecular function: flavin adenine dinucleotide binding; N,N-dimethylaniline monooxygenase activity; NADP binding. The transcript is spliced from 6 exons. Bases 468 to 2243 code for a protein of 591 amino acids.